AUGUCCUUGUAUCGGGUACGGCCUCGCGGAAGAGUGGCUGGAAACAGCCCGUGUGCGCUAGCCUUCCCUCCUCUCUCCCUCUCUCUCGAAUCAGCUCUCACCUCCCACACCGCGCACGGCGCAGCGGCAUGGGAGGCCGCCUACGGCCUGCAGGGCGUGUCACCCCUUCCCCCCGCCGCCGUCGCGCUACCGCCCAGCGUGCCGCCCGCGCCGCACCUGGAGGCGUGCAGCGUGCGUUCCGCGUGGCGCCACAAGGUGGAGAAGCGGGGCGCGCAGGGGGAGGCGCAGGGGUGGGCGCGGGGGGCACACCCGCAGCCACCGUGGGUGCGCGGGUCAGAUGCAAGCAACCUGGGGCGAACGCGCGAGGCACAGAGGGACAUCUGGCAGCACCAGUUCCCGGCGGGCGACUGUACCACACAGAGGCUGCUGCUCAUUGAGUGGCCGGCGUCGCAGCAUGGGCUGGGGUCGCAGCUGCACAUCAUGAGCGCCGCUCUCAGCCUCGCCAUGCAGCACUCUCGCGUGCUCGUGCCCACCGCCUCCUUUGACCGCGCCAACCAUGCCGAGUGCAACGCUACUGGCGCCCUGGCGUCCUUCCACUGCUAUUUCUUCCCGCUCGUCUCACCACACUGUGAGAGGGCAGCAGCGGAUGCAGCAGCAGCAGGGCAGGUGGGCGAGUGUGCGUCGCACGAGCCGCCAGCGAGGGACGGCGUGCUGGCGAGUGAGAGGCGCAUGGUGUGCUUCCAUGGGGAGCCGUACAGCGCUCUGUGGCUCGAGGCUGCAGUGGCCAAGCGGUGGUGGGGUGCAUGGUAUGAGCGGCCCAACACAGUGGAGGUGAAGGGCAAGAUGGCGGAAGAGGCUGACGUCAUGCCGCAUGUGAGAUGGCAUGCCGCAUGUGAGAUGGCAUGUCGCAUAUGGCAUGCUGCAUGUGAGAUGGCAUGCCGCAUGUGCGAUGGCAUGCCGCAUGUGAGAUGGCAUGCCGCAUGUGAGAUGGCAUGCCGCAUGUGCGAUGGCAUGCCGCAUGUGCAAUGGCAUGCCGCAUGUGAGAUGGCAUGCCGCAUGUGCGAUGGCAUGCCGCAUGUGAGAUGGCAUGCCGCAUACGCUCCGCACGCCCUUCUUCCCACCUCCGCAUGCCUCUCUCACGCCCCUCUUUCCAUGUCCCCACGCCCCUCUUUCUAUGUCCCCACGCCCCUCUUUCCAUGUCCCCACGCCUCCCUCUCGCUCUGCCAGGUGCACUGGUGGCGGGCACAGUCGCUGCGCUUCAUGCUGCGCUGGCCCUCGCCCUACCUCUGCCACCUCACCAACCGCCUGCGCCACUCCUCCCUCUCCCUCUCCAUCGCCUCCCGCCUCUCCUCCUCCUCCGCCCUCCAAUCCUCCCUCCUGCGCUCCCACCCUCACCUGAAAAAGACAUUGCAAAGAAAUGCUCCCCCAUGCAGCUCUGCUCGUGCUACCAGCGGUGGGGAUGGUGGUGCCAGCAGCAGCAGGAGAAGGUUGCUGGAGAUUGUAGACACGAGCGCAGCCGGUAACACGAGCGCAGCCGGUAACACGAGCGCAGCCGGUAACACGAGCGCAGCCGGUAACACGAGCGCAGCUGGUAACACGAGCGCAGCCGGUAACACGAGCGCAGCUGGUAACACGAGCGCAGCCGGUAACACGAGCGCAGCCGGUAACACGAGCGCAGCUGGUAACACGUGUGCAGCUGGUAACACGUGUGCAGCUGGUAACACGAGCGCAGCCGCGUGGGCCAGCAAUGAGUGGGGCGGGGAGGGGGCGGGGGAGGCGUACCUGCCGCGGCCGAUAGUGAGCAUGCAUGUGCGGCAGAGCGACAAGGGCGGGGAGAUGGCGCUGCACUCGCUGGCCGCCCACAUGUGGAUGGCCUACCGCCUGCGCCUCGCGCUGCCCCACCUGCGCCACAUCUGGCUCUCCUCCGAAAUGCAGACGGUGAUAGACGAGGCGGCGCAGUAUCGCGAUUGGACCUUCCUGCACUCCAGCAACGCGCGCACCAACGUGUCGGUGCCGCACUGGGACGUGGAGGAGGCAGCGGGGCGGCACGUGGUGGUGGGCAGCAGCCUGGCGGAGCUGCUCACUGCAGCGCAGUGCGACUUCUUCAUCGGGGCGCUGGGGUCCAAUUGGGUGAGGAUGAUCAAUGAACUACGCUCCACCAAUGGCCGCCUGCUGCAUGGAUUCAUUGCCCUCAACAUACAAGAGUUUUGA
Molecule: messenger RNA, 2211 nt
Organism: Closterium sp. NIES-65
Lineage: Eukaryota; Viridiplantae; Streptophyta; Zygnematophyceae; Desmidiales; Closteriaceae
Source: the annotation of a GenBank genome assembly